Nothobranchius furzeri (turquoise killifish) is the source of this 2644-nucleotide messenger RNA. Its product is annotated as proline-serine-threonine phosphatase-interacting protein 1. Gene Ontology annotation, cellular component: plasma membrane; cytoplasm; actin filament. The record is from RefSeq and is a predicted model, not a curated record. Gene Ontology annotation, biological process: actin filament polymerization. Gene Ontology annotation, molecular function: actin filament binding. NCBI's taxonomy places the organism in Eukaryota, Metazoa, Chordata, Actinopteri, Cyprinodontiformes, Nothobranchiidae.
CACAAGGCCAUUACGAGAUUUCAAAGCAAGUAAAACGGUUUUUAAACAUAUUCUAAAAGGCUCAGGCAGCCAGUGCAAAGAGGCCAGAACAGGGGAGAUGUGACCAUACUUCCUUUUUCCUGUGAAGAGGCGGGCAGCAGCAUUCUUUUCUCUCUGAAGCUGAGCGAUACAGGCGCCACAUAGACCGUUACAGUGGUCCAGGGUGGGCUUUACUUUUGCCAGUUUUCUUAAAUGAAAACAGCUCUGAUGUAGUUGUCUAUCUUUAGUUGAGCACCAACUAAGACUUCAAGGUUAUUAACGGUUGGCUCAAAGUACCGAGCCAGAGAACCGACUUCUAGGUUGGGGUCUCACUGGAGCUACCAAAAAGUGCAGAAAAUAAAGGUUAGACCUUCACAUCUGUGCAUGUGUCACCAUUAAUGAUAAAAACUAACGCAGCAUUCAAAAGAAAGUAAUGAAGCGAGAUUUCUGCAAGCAUCACUCUGCACUCUGAGGGUGUGUGAGCUGGGGGCUGAGCCAACGAGCUGCGGGUCUGAGGUCAGUGACAUCAUGGGACAGAAGCUCUUCCUCAUUCAGAAUGAUUCACUAAAGGACUUAAACAUGCUUUUUCUGGCUGAGAGUCGCAUCGCCUUUACCUGCUUACUUUAGCUGGUUGGGACUAAAUCUGCUCUUUAAAAUAAGAAUUCAAACUACGGACUUUUUUAGUGAAGGUCAGAGGGAGGAAGUAACAACUGAGAUGGGUCCUCUGAUGUUUAAAGACGCCUUCUGGGGGUCGGAUUUCACCUGCCACGCCGGCUACGAUGCUGUGAUCCAGAGGUUAGGCGACGGGAAGCAAAUGUGCAAAGAUGUGGAGGAGCUGUUCAAGAUGAGGGCGCUGGCGGAGGAAAAGUACGGAAAGGAACUGGUCACAAUUGCUCGCAAAGCUGGAGGUCAAACCGAAAUCAGCACGCUGAGAGCAUCCUUAGAGAAACUCAAAACUCAAAUCGAGAACAUCGGUAACUUUCACAUCCAGCUAUCAGAAACUCUGAAAGAGGAGGUGAAAAAGAUUGAGACAUUCAGAGAGCGGCAGAAAGAGCAGAGGAAGAAGUUUGAAAGCAUCAUGGACAAGCUCCAAAAGAAAAAGGUUUCCUGUUUCAAGAAGACGAUGGAGUCUAAGAAGAUCUACGAGGCGCGAUGCAAAGAAGCUGAAGAGGCGGAGCACGGGGCUGAGAAAACAAAUGCUCCCCCCAAAAACCCUGAAAAGGUACGCCACAGGAUCAAACACUCCCGACUAGCAGCCAGCGAAGCAGAGAAGGUGUACCUGAGCAACACCGAUCAACUAGAAACUGUUCGCAGAGACUGGGAAGAGACUCACAAAAGCACAUGUGAGGUGUUCCAGCAAAUGGAGGGAGAUCGCAUAAGCAUGCUGCGGUGUGCCCUCUGGGACCACUGCAACCAUUUCUCAAUGCAAUGUGUCAAAGAUGAUGAGCUUUAUGAGGAGGUGAGGAAGCUUCUGGAGCAGUGUGACAUCACCACAGACAACAACUGUUUCAUAGCGAUGAAAGGCACGGGAACGAAGCCUCCAGAUCCUGUUGUGUUUGAAAGCUACUUCCCGACUGGGAUGAUCAGUAACAGCAACGGUGAAGCUCACUUUGGUCACCAGGCGGAGGAAUCAGCGAGGGACAGCCCUGUAAACGAACCAUGCAGAUCAUUCUCUGAGCCGAUGCUCAGCAACGUCGAAGCGGAAAGUUUUAGACUCUCACAAUCAGCUCUGGCAGAAAGUGAGACAUCAGAUGGCGGAUAUACACCCCCGGGCCGCCAAGCUGCAGCUAUUGGACAGUUCUACGUUGUCGUUUACGAAUACAAAGCACAGGAGGAAGAUGAAAUGUCAAUCAGCAGAGGAGACGUAGUUCAGCUGCUGGUUCAGGGUGAAGACGGCUGGUGGACAGUGGAGAGGCAUGGGGUCAGUGGACUAGUACCGGGAAACUAUCUGAGCAAAAUUUAAAUACGGAGCCUCAACUCCGAACACUGAUCUUUAAAAAUGCACAUGCAUGAAUACAAAGUUACGACUUCAACAUCAGAACAGCAUACAGCUUGACAGCUGCAUGCACAUAUGUAUAAGGAAAUGCUCCACCAUUACAGCUGUUUUCAGAACAAACUUUUUUAAAAGCUGAAUUAAAAAGUGUCACUUUGUUUUAGCUCACGUUAAACUAAAUGAAAACAGUUUCUAUCCGCUAAAUAAACUGUCAUAGCAGAAGAACGUUGUUUCUGAAAAGGGAAGCUAUGAUAUCCUGCUAGCGAGCGCCGCCAUGUUGUAUUUCUGGAGGUAAAGUCGGUAGCGAUCUGGAGCCCCGCCUACUCUUCUUCACACGAUUAAGGAUGUUACGCAAUCACCAAAUGAAAAAAGAACAUUCAAACCUAAAACAGGAAAUUCUAUUUGAAUUCUCUGAUCAGUCAAAAGUGCCAUUUUUUUGCAUGGAAGGGGCGGGACUUAAACAUGAAACCAACCACUAGGGGGUGCUUGUUGCUUCUGGCUUAUACUUCCAGGUUGUAUUUUAAUCUGUGGUUUUAUUUAUGAAGACACAUAUUUGCAGUACUUUAGAAUACAUUAGUGGUUUCAGAAAACUUUUUAAAGCUGAUUAAUUGUAAAUUAAAGAGAUUUCUAUUG